Acanthosepion pharaonis is the source of this 1497-nucleotide messenger RNA. NCBI's taxonomy places the organism in Eukaryota, Metazoa, Mollusca, Cephalopoda, Sepiida, Sepiidae. The record is from the annotation of a GenBank genome assembly.
AUGAUGAAUGCAGUUGACAGUCUAGAAGUUUUCUCAGAUCCAGAAAGUGAUUUAGUGACGUACAGUGGUGACGAGUCUGAAAUUGAAGAUGAUAAUGAUGUAAACUCAUUAGGUUCAGUGCGACACAUCCCUAAACUUGAGUUGCCAUCAACUGUGACAAUUCUUGACACGGAGCAUGGCAGUAAGGUCUAUAUUGUAGGUACAGCUCACUUCAGUCUUGAGAGUCAAGAAGAUGUGGCAAAGACUAUCCAGGGUGUGAAGCCCAAUAUUGUAAUGGUUGAGCUGUGCAACAGUCGUGUCAAUAUCCUGCAACUUGAUGAGGAGACUCUGUUAGAGGAAGCCAAAAAUAUCAACUUGGAAAAAAUCAAACUCUCAAUUAAGCAGAGUGGAGUCGUUCAAGGUUGCUUACAUUUGCUGCUGUUAAGUUUAUCAGCGCAUUUAACUAAAGAACUUGGAAUGGCACCAGGUGGAGAAUUCAGACGAGCCUUUAAAGAGACAUUGAAUAUUCCUGGGUGUGACUUUCAUCUUGGUGAUCGACCAAUUCAAGUGACACUUAGAAGAGCCCUACAGUCGCUGUCUUGGUGGCAGAAAUUACGUCUGGCCUGGUUUUUGAUCACAGCCAAAGAACCAAUCACGAAGGAAGAUGUUGAAAAGUGUAAACAAAAGGAUUUACUGGAACAGAUGUUAAAAGAGAUGACUGGUGAAUUCCCUGCAUUGAGUCGUGUAUUUGUUGAAGAGAGAGACAUUUAUUUGGCUCACUCACUCAAGAAUCUUUCUAAGCCAGUGCCUUUGAAUGAGGAUCCUGAAAAAAUUUUGUGCCCUAUUGUUGUGGGUGUUGUCGGCAUUGGCCAUAUUCCUGGCAUUGUCAAUAAUUGGGAUAAAGACUGCGAUAUCAAAGAAAUAAUGAAAUGUCCGCCACCAUCUGUGAUUGGUCGCUUGUUCCGUUGGACAUUCCGAGCAAGUCUAAUUGGUUUAUCAACGUUUGUUUCACCCAUGUCUUUUCUGGGGUUUUUUUUUCUCUCUCUCUCUCUUUUUUUUAUGUCAUUAUUUAUCAUUGUUGAUCCCAAGAAAGCCAAACAAGGCUGUAACCCAGCUUGUAUUGAUCAAGUAGAAGCUCUCAACAUGGUGGUCACAUGUUACAAAUUCAUCAGACAUGCUUGUUUAGCUUUCUUUCUCCAUUUUGAGACUUUCCCAGUCCAUUUUGGGUUUUCUUUUUCAUUUUUUCCCUCUCUCCAUUUUGGGCUUUUUUCUUCCAUUUUGGGCCUUUUUUAUUUAUUUUUCUUCCAUUUUGGGCCUUUUUUAUUUAUUUUUUUCUUCCAUUUUGGGCCUUUUUUAUUUAUUUUUUUCUUCCAUUUUGGGCCUUUUUUUUUUUUUUUUUUUUUUUUUUCUCUCUCUCUCUCUUCUUUGGCUGCUUUAUUUAUGUUUCAGUCAUUCUGCCAUCAGCCAAUGAAAUUCUUCCACGCAAGUCUAUUACACCAUUGGGUUUAUUUCUUAUAG